Perca flavescens (yellow perch) is the source of this 1557-nucleotide messenger RNA. It is a transcript of the gene pde9ac, whose product is annotated as phosphodiesterase 9ac. The transcript has 18 exons. Gene Ontology annotation, biological process: signal transduction. Gene Ontology annotation, molecular function: 3',5'-cyclic-nucleotide phosphodiesterase activity. Bases 1 to 1557 code for a protein of 518 amino acids. Lineage: Eukaryota; Metazoa; Chordata; Actinopteri; Perciformes; Percidae. The record is from RefSeq and is a predicted model, not a curated record.
AUGGGCUCCAGCUCUUCCUCCUAUGCCCCCAAAACUAUUUACCUGGAUGUGGAUGGGAAAGUGCAAAAGGUGGUGUUCAGUCGGCACUGCAGCCCCUGUGACAUCAAGGAGCUUCUGUGUUCCUCAUCUCACAUUCCCAGGAACACUGCCAUCAUGAUGGUGGACCCAGAAGGAGCCUUGGUCUCCAUAGAUCCAACCAUGCCCACCAACUCUCCAAACUUUCUGUACAAAGUUGUUCCUCUGUCUACUGGUCAACUUGGAGAGAAGGAGGACAUGUUUCAGAACGUGUUGUCCCAGGUGGCUGAUCAGUUCAGCAGAGCCUUUCGCAUCAACGAGUUGAAGACUGAGGUCACCAACAGGCUAGCAAUGCUGGAGAAGAGAGUGGAAUUGGAGGGCUUGAAGGUGGUGGAGAUUGAGAAGUGUAAAAAUGAUCUGAAAAAGCUACGAGAUGAGAUGACUUCAAGAGGUGGUGGCAGAGUAAACUGUCCAUGCAAAUACAACUUUGACGAUGGGAAGAAGGUAACUCCUAGACGAGAUGUCCCCAAUUAUCCAAAGUACACACUGUCUCAGGAGACUGUCGAGGCACUCAAGAAGCCAACAUUCGAUGUCUGGCACUGGGAACAUAACGAGAUGCUAAGUUGUUUGGAGUAUAUGUACCAUGACUUGGGACUGGUGAAGGAAUUCAACAUGAACCCCAUCACACUCAAACGCUGGCUGUUGGCGAUUCAGGAGAACUACCGUAGCAACCCUUUCCACAACUUUCGCCACUGCUUCUGCGUUAGUCAGAUGAUGUAUGGCAUGAUUCACCUCUGCAACCUACAGGAGAAGCUGACUCUCACAGAUAUGGGCAUUCUAAUGACAGCUGCAGUGUGUCAUGACCUGGACCACCCUGGCUACAACAACACGUACCAAAUCAAUGCCCACACAGAGCUGGCAGUGCGCUACAACGACAUAUCUCCGCUGGAGAACCAUCACUGUGCUGUGGCCUUCCAGAUUUUUUCUCUUCCUGAGUGCAAUAUUUUUGCAAAUGUGGAUCCUGAGGCCUUCAAACAGAUCCGACAGACAAUUAUCACCCUCAUUCUGGCCACCGACAUGGCCAGACACGGGGAGAUACUAGACUCCUUUAAGCAAAAAGUGGACAACUUUGAUUUCACCAAUGAAGAGCAUGUGACAUGUCUGAAGAUGGUUUUAAUCAAGUGCUGUGACAUUUCCAACGAAGUGAGGCCAACUGAGGUAGCUGAGCCAUGGGUGGACUGCCUACUGGAGGAGUACUUCAUGCAGAGUGAUAGGGAGAAGUCUGAGGGUCUCCCUGUGGCUCCCUUCAUGGACAGAGAUAAAGUCACCAAACCCACUGCUCAGAUUGGAUUCAUCAAGUUUGUCCUCAUCCCAAUGUUUGAGACUGUCAUGAAGCUUUUCCCUCAGAUUGAGGAGAUCAUGGUUCAACCUUUAAGAGACUCUCGUGACCACUAUGAGGAGCUGAAACAGAUUGAUGAUGCCAUGACAGAGGCACAGAAGAAAAAAACAGAAAAUAUGUCAUUAGGCGGGAAGAAGAAGUAA